Messenger RNA from Pisolithus orientalis, 1158 nucleotides. RefSeq names its product eukaryotic translation initiation factor 2 beta. The record is from RefSeq and is a predicted model, not a curated record. Bases 67 to 1158 code for a protein of 363 amino acids. NCBI's taxonomy places the organism in Eukaryota, Fungi, Basidiomycota, Agaricomycetes, Boletales, Pisolithaceae. The transcript is spliced from 4 exons. Gene Ontology annotation, molecular function: translation initiation factor activity; mRNA binding; translation initiation factor binding. Gene Ontology annotation, biological process: translational initiation; formation of cytoplasmic translation initiation complex; formation of translation preinitiation complex. Gene Ontology annotation, cellular component: eukaryotic translation initiation factor 2 complex.
CCUCUCCCAAACCGAUCGACGGGCUUGACUCAUCGACUGCAACGACCACCGCGAUCGGCGCGAAAAAUGGCUUCGGAAGAGCCGCUGUUUGAUCCUUCACUGAAGAAGCGCAAGAAAAAGACCGUCGCUUUCACAGAAGACCCACUGGGCCGUGAUGCUGACCCUACCACCCCUGCACCGACCACGAUCGACAACCACACGACAGAUGGUAGUGCUGUCGACUUGGGGCCAGCUACCCUACAUGAGCAGAUGAAGCGGAGUGAGAGUACGGCUGUUGAAAAUGAUGAUGCAGAUGAGGGAAGGGAGGCCGAUGACUUCAAGGCGAUGUUCCCUGAAGGCCUCAAGAAGAAGAAAAAGAAGAAGGAUAUUCCAAUGGAUCUUGGCGAAGAUGCCUCCGAAGGCCUGCCACCAGCGAUCGCUCCUACAGAGGACCUUGACUUCUCUGACGUGAAAAAGAAGAAGAAAACCAGCAAGAAAAAGGCCAUGGAGGAUUUUGAGAAGGAGCUUAAUGAGGCAAAGGCAAAGGAGGAUACAGAGGAUGUCGAUGUCGAUGACGGAGAGCAUCUGAAUGACAUAGAUGAGGCGGAUCUAGGCGACGACCCCUUCGCUCGCCCAGAGGCACCAACAGGGGUCGAUAGUGGUACGGAGCCCUGGCUCGGUAGCGAUCGCGAUUACACUUACGAUGAACUCUUGCUGCGCUUCUACGCGUCUCUUCAUGCAUCAAAUCCCUCUUUGCUCACAUCUGCCGGAAAACGGUACACAAUUGCCCCACCUCAAAUCCUUAGAGAAGGCAUACGGCGAUCUAUAUUCGCCAAUAUCGCUGAUAUCUGCAAGCGUAUGCACCGGUCACCAGACCACGUCAUCCAAUUCUUAUUUGCGGAGAUGGGUACGACCGGAUCUGUGGAUGGCAUGGGACGUUUGGUAAUAAAGGGUCGUUUCCAACCCAAACAAGUAGAAAACGUUCUCCGUCGAUACAUUGACGCUGCAGUCGAGUAUGUCACUUGCAAGACUUGCAAGUCACCCGACACCAUUCUCACGAAGGAGAACCGCAUAUUCUUCAUGUCUUGCGAGUCAUGUGGUUCGCGGCGGUCUGUCAAUACCAUCAAGAGCGGAUUCCAGGCACAAGUAGGGAAGAGAAGCAAAAACAAGGUAGCCUGA